Messenger RNA from Aegilops tauschii subsp. strangulata, 529 nucleotides. RefSeq lists its product as uncharacterized. The record is from RefSeq and is a predicted model, not a curated record. Lineage: Eukaryota; Viridiplantae; Streptophyta; Magnoliopsida; Poales; Poaceae.
CCGGCUAAUAACUGUCGUAACCAUACCAUUCCUUGCUUGGUCAGUCAUCUUCAACCUCCAGAUCCGCGUUUGGCCAGCGAGUCGCACAAGGGGGGGUUGUGAUCCGAUGGGAGCGGUGGUGACCGCGGUGAUCGCGAUCGCGGCGGUGGUGCUGGGCUGGAUCACCAUCGAGAUGGCCUGCAAGCCCUGCCUCGAGACCGGCCGCCGCGCCAUGGACCGUGCCCUCGACCCCAACUACGACCCCGACGACUCCCCCGCAGCCAACUCCACCGCGCCACCCACUAGCGAGCCGCUACUCGCCGACCUCUCCGCCUCCACCGCCGCGCCAGCCAAGGCCAUCUGAUGCGUUUCUUGCUCUCAGCGUCGUCAGUGCACCAGUGCUAGGCUUCCUUUCAUCCUUACUCCAGCCAUGUUUGUCUAUCUAUGAGUUUGCGUGUUUGGUUCUUGUGGCUUUUGUUAUUACAGUAUGUGACAAGAACUUGCUUUAUGUUAUAACAUGUUAUGAAAUGAGAUAUGGUGGUGAUCUGUA